Molecule: messenger RNA, 1072 nt
Organism: Drosophila eugracilis
Lineage: Eukaryota; Metazoa; Arthropoda; Insecta; Diptera; Drosophilidae
Product: wnt inhibitory factor 1
Exons: 3
Coding region: 244-861 (205 amino acids)
Source: RefSeq, a predicted model, not a curated record
AAACUGAUUAUGUUGCAAAUGCUCUGAUCAUUUGUAAUUAAGGUCGAUACAAUCUCUGGUAGAUCAGCUAUAAUUUGACGGCGAAGCUGGCCAUUUCGUAAUCCGUACUUGCUUAGGCACAGUGAUCGUGACCGAGCCUAUAAUGAGAUCCGUACACAAAUUGCACCAUCUGGAAAAACACUUUCACUUAACAUUUGUUGUCGGUAUAAAAUCCGUAGGGUAGAUCAUUUACCGUUGACCAAGAUGACGCUACGGAUGGUCUUCCUUGAGUUGCUAUUGUGGACAGCAACAAAGGGCCACUACUAUUCUGAUUACGGCUACUGGGAGAUCAACGAGCCUCCGCCAAUUUGUUCCGAUUACGAAAUGCUUGUGGCCAACACCCACCAGUGCGUGAGGCGCUGCAAUAUUGUGUGCCGGGAUCGCGUAUGCAUCGAGGAUGGACCUUGCCCUUGUGCGGAUCAAUACAUGUCGGGAAAUCCGGACGGAUUGGUUUGUGCGGCAGAGUGUCUUCCUGGUUGCAGGGAGGCAGGUGGCUACUGUGCCACACCCAAUAUCUGUGUGUGCCGAAGAGACAGGCACUACUAUUUUGAUCCCCUGUCUCAAAAGUGCCGCCACAGGGCUUCUAGACUGCUGGACCCCUGCCUCGGGCGCUGCUCACAUGGUAACUGCUCCUUUGACGGUCAGUGCACCUGUGCACAGGGCUACGAGCUAAGGACCAGCGUGAUUCACGGACAGAAAUGCAUGCCCGUCUGUGAUCACAAUUGCGGACCUCAAGCCUACUGCUUUGCACCCAACUUGUGUGCAUGUCGGCACAAGGACCACCAUUACGCUUACAAUGGUCUCUGCUCUAUGGACUAUUAACGAAGGUUGGCCGAAAACCAAUGGGUCUUUUUAUGCCACUGUCGCUGCCGAUGAAAUUCCCUGACUUUAUACACACGAUGAAAUGAUGAAUUAAUAUUUAUUCAAAUUCAACGUUUUAAAAAACUUAAUAAUGAGCUUUCUCUGUGAAUAUAUAAGGUUAACUAUUUAAGAACACAAGGCUGAGAUAAUAAAGAAACUUGUCUAGUGACAA